This is a messenger RNA of Aricia agestis (brown argus), 1087 nucleotides long. It is a transcript of the gene Doc1, whose product is annotated as T-box transcription factor mls-1-like. Gene Ontology annotation, molecular function: RNA polymerase II cis-regulatory region sequence-specific DNA binding; DNA-binding transcription factor activity, RNA polymerase II-specific. Gene Ontology annotation, biological process: heart development; cell fate specification; regulation of transcription by RNA polymerase II. The transcript is spliced from 5 exons. Lineage: Eukaryota; Metazoa; Arthropoda; Insecta; Lepidoptera; Lycaenidae. Gene Ontology annotation, cellular component: nucleus. The record is from RefSeq and is a predicted model, not a curated record. Bases 47 to 1087 code for a protein of 346 amino acids.
GUGCCAGUGAUGUUCUAGUAGCUGUGGUCAAGUGACUAUAGUGAUCAUGAUGAUGGACCAAGCACACUUUGGAGAGUAUCUGCUGAGGCAGCAAAUGCUGCAUGCGGCGUCAUUGAGUGGUCUACACGCUCGUGUGGGUGCAGAUGCAUCCCCGCCGGCUUGCGAAGCACGGUUACUGAACGGCGAGCUGUGGCGACGAUUCCACGACAUCGGGACAGAGAUGAUCAUCACCAAGGGUGGCAGACGUAUGUUCCCGUCUCUCCGCAUGUCACUGGGAGGGCUGGACCCUCGGGAGGAGUACUGCGUGCUGCUCGAACUGGCUCUGGUAGGACGGCGGCGGUGGCGCUGGGCGGGUGGUGCUUGGGCGGCUGCGGGUGGCGCGGAGCCCCAGUCUCCGAGACGGCUGAUGCUGCACCCCGACUCGCCAGCCCCUGGUCAUCACUGGACGGCAAACCCCGUGUCGUUCAGCAAGCUCAAACUCACGAAUAAUACCAUGGAUGCGCAGGGACAUAUGGUCCUGACGUCCAUGCACAAGUACCGCCCCCGAGUGCUGGUAGUGCGAGCGCGUGAUGCUGCCGCGCUGGCGUGGGGCGCGCCGCACGCUGCCUUCUCCUUCCCAGAGACUGAGUUCAUCGCUGUCACUGCUUAUCAGAACGACAGAAUAACUAAACUGAAGAUCGACAACAACCCUUUCGCCAAGGGCUUCCGGGCGUGCGGCCAGUCCAAAUGCAAAAGGAAAACCUUGGAGCCCGACACCGAGGCCGAAGCCUCCGAGGCGAAGCGCGCCUGCUCCGACGAAGCGUCCUCCUGCUCCGAAGAAGGGAGCCUCCGUUCCUCCUCCCCCCGCUCACCCCCGCUAGUAGAAUCCCCCAACCCCCUCAUAACGACGGAAAACCCCCCCUUCUAUCCACCGGAAUUGUACAUUAAUCCCCUCCAGAUGCAUCCCCUGGGUAUGUGGGCCCCGGCGAUACCCUCUCUACCCUCUUGGGUUCCUCCCCUCCCCGUCCCAGCCCCCUCUCCUCCCCAGCCAGCUCCCUGCAGACGACUAAAGAGUUUCACCAUCAGUGCUCUUCUUGGGGAGGGCUGA